AUGGAGAAAAGUUUCGCGAAAGAGAAGCAAAGCAACUCAGAGAUGAACGAUUUACCUGAUCCGUUACUCUGUCACAUACUCUCUUUCCUCUCGACAAAAGAUUCAGUCCGAACCAGCCUUUUGUCGAAACGUUGGAGGAGUCUCUGGUCACAGGUUCCUUCUUUCGACUUGGACUUGGACUCGCUCCAAUUCUACUAUGACGAUUUCAGCUUCACGGAUUUGGUCAAUAGAUUUCUUGAAUCCGACGAAAACCUAGCGUUGAAUAGAUUCAAGUUGAUAUGUCCUUAUGAGUAUGUUUUUGAUAACGAUCAAGAUGAUACUGUUUUGGAGUCGUGGAUAGAUGCUUUAGUUAAGCGCAGAGUUCGUCAUCUAGAUUUUCAGGUUAACUCAGAUGAUAACGAACUAGUUUGUAUGCCUCUUUCGCUCUAUUCCUGUAACACCUUGGUCAGCUUAAGUCUCUACCACGUCUUCUUGUGCGGCUUUAAACUAGCGUCCGCUGUCUCCCUGCCUUGUCUCAAGGUCAUGCGUUUAGACAGAGUAAGGUACGACCAGUCGUCGGAGAGUGGCGAAUCCAACCUUGAGACUCUCGUAGCUAGCUGCCCUGUUCUCGAGAAGCUAACCGUAAUCAGGGAUCGGAAGCGAAGCAUGACUUUUUCCACAUAUUUCUUGGAGACCAAAGAGUCUAGGGUUGUCGGAGAAUGA
Molecule: messenger RNA, 702 nt
Organism: Raphanus sativus (radish)
Lineage: Eukaryota; Viridiplantae; Streptophyta; Magnoliopsida; Brassicales; Brassicaceae
Product: F-box/FBD/LRR-repeat protein At1g16930-like
Exons: 2
Coding region: 1-702 (233 amino acids)
Molecular function (GO): protein binding
Source: RefSeq, a predicted model, not a curated record